GAUGUGCUGGUGUGCUAUCCUGUGAGCGGUAGUAGGUACUGUUGAUCGGCGAGUUCUACACUGUAAGAUUUUUAUAAAAUAAUUUCCCCUGUGGGUGAUAUAUUGUUCUUAUUAAAUUUAUGGAUAGAUUGUUGUUACUAUAAAUAGUUUUUGUUUAUUUCCUGUGUUGAAAACCCAAGUGCAGUUACAAAAUGUCUAAGGAUGAAAAAGAGUCUAUUAUUCCUGAUGUUAUUUAUGACGAGAAUGCUGGCAAAAGCUAUCUCAAGGGCCGCUUCUUUGGAAAAGGUGGCUUUGCAAAAUGUUACGAGAUCCGUGAAUCAAAAUCCCAGAAUGUUUAUGCUGGUAAAAUAGUAUCAAAGUCAAUAAUGACUAAAAGCAAUCACCGUGAAAAAAUGACUCAAGAAAUUCAGAUACACAAAAGUUUGAAUCACAAAAAUAUUGUUGGUUUUCAUGGUUUCUUUGAUGAUUGUUAUAACGUCUAUAUUAUUUUAGAAUUAUGUCGAAAAAGAUCAAUGAUGGAAUUGCAUAAACGUAGAAAAGCACUAACAGAAUGUGAAACCCGUUAUUUUAUGAAACAAAUCUUAGACGGUGUUUAUUAUUUACACAAAAAUAAAAUAAUCCAUCGUGAUUUAAAACUGGGUAAUUUAUUUCUGAACGAUGAAUUACAAGUUAAAAUUGGUGACUUUGGAUUAGCUACAAGAUUGGUUCAUGAUGGUGAACGUAAGAAAACAUUGUGUGGUACUCCAAAUUACAUUGCGCCAGAAAUAUUAACAAAAGCCGGACAUUCAUAUGAAGUAGACGUAUGGAGUAUCGGUUGUAUAAUGUACACACUGUUGGUCGGUAAGCCGCCAUUUGAAACAUCAAGCUUGCGUGAAACUUACGCUCGUAUAAAGACUGUUAACUACAAAACUCCAUCAAGUAUCAGCCAGCCAGCUGUUGCUAUGAUAACCAAUACACUUCAGGGGAAUCCAAAUAAACGGCCCAGUGUGAUGAAGUUGCUUAAAGAUCCAUUCUUUUCAUCUGGGUUCAUGCCACGAAGUCUUCCGCUGUCAUGUUUGACAAUGGCACCACGUGUUGACACACUUGAGACUUACAACCGUAAACCUUUGACAGAAAUGAAUCAAAAUGAAGAAGAUGAUAAAGGAACCUUCCGUAUCCCAACAAGUCCAGCUCCACGUGUUGGCACAAAAGGAUCAGAAAGCCAGACUGAUGCUCAAAAAUCUGGUCGUAAUGUUAAACGUAUGUUGAUAACACUAAAGGAACAAGUUACCGCGGUGUUAGCUGCUAAACCGGGUCGCACAGAUGCUUCCCUGGCGGUGGAAAAUACUGAUCCUUCUGCUCAGCCGUUGGUUUGGGUCAGCAAGUGGGUUGAUUAUUCUGAUAAAUAUGGAUUCGGUUAUCAGCUGUGUGAUGAUGGAGUUGGUGUUAUGUACAACGAUGGAACGAGACUUAUUAUGCUGGCUAAUAAAUUCAAUAUUCAUUACAUUAGUCGUGAUCUUACUGAGACUUACUACACUGUCAAAGAUUAUCCGGAAGCCUUGGAGAAAAAAAUGAAAUUGAUGACUUUUUUCCUGCAGUACAUGAAUGAACAUCUUAUGAAAGCUGGUGGAUCUGUUGCUGUUAAAAAUGACGCCAUGUCCCGUGUUCCUUAUAUGCAUCAAUGGUUCCGCACACAAACUGCUGUAGUUAUGCAAUUGAAUAAUGGGACUGUUCAGAUAAAUUUCUUGGAUCACUCAAAAAUAAUCAUGUGUCCAUUGAUGGCUGCUGUUACUUACAUUGAUCAGGAAAAGAACUUCCGUACGUACCGAUUUGAGACAAUUCAAAAGAACGGGUGCAGUGCAGGUCUUGCACGUAAUUUGGAGUAUGCUUUUGAAAAACUAGAGCUCAUGAUCGCAAAUACGCGACCAAAUUAAUUGAAUUAAAAUUUUCUUCAUGUUAAGAAAAAAAUAAUUUUUUAAAAUAUCAAAAAUUAUGCAUUAAACUAGUAAUAUUUCUGGGUGGGUGCUCAUUCUUGAGCCGUAUUUUUACCGAACAAUUUAAAGCUAGACUGUUGUGUAAGUAGUUUUUAUUAUUACAAUUGUCAGCAUGAAAAAAUCACAGGAGACAUUAGACAAUCAGCAUAUGGAUAAUUUAUUUAUUGUUGAUUGUUAUUCAUAUAAUCAAAACUUAAGAUUAAUUAAUUUAUAUUUUUUUAUUUCAAUAAUUAAUCACUGACAAAAAGGAAAUAAAUAAAAUAAAAUAAAAAAAAAA
Cotesia glomerata is the source of this 2250-nucleotide messenger RNA. RefSeq names its product serine/threonine-protein kinase polo (gene polo). Lineage: Eukaryota; Metazoa; Arthropoda; Insecta; Hymenoptera; Braconidae. The transcript has 4 exons. Gene Ontology annotation, cellular component: spindle pole; centrosome; nucleus. Bases 192 to 1913 code for a protein of 573 amino acids. The record is from RefSeq and is a predicted model, not a curated record. Gene Ontology annotation, molecular function: protein binding; protein serine/threonine kinase activity; ATP binding. Gene Ontology annotation, biological process: mitotic cell cycle; protein phosphorylation; regulation of cytokinesis.